CGUUUGCUGCGACGGCACUUUGCGGCAGCAGGGAAAUCGAGGAGAAAGCAGCGACAACCAUCGCCAGCGGAAACGUUAUCGCCCCAGAAAACCCUGGAUUUAUGCAAUAUUCGAUGAACUAGCUCGUAUAUUGGUUGUAUAUGUCUUCGCCUUGUGGAUGAAAUUGUGUUCAACGUUUUCCAAGUGUCAAUCACCACCUUAAUGCAGUGGGAUGGCCACAGUGCCGCCUGGGCCUAGUAGCGCACUGCCUGCAUCCCCGGCUGAAAUUCCUCCUUUCCCCGCGGCUGGGAGCGCGGAGCCGGCGGUGGAAGACGGAGAGCCGGCGUGCCACGGGGAGCAGUGUGUGCCCGCCGGUACAGGGACGAAGUCUCAGUCGGUAAACGAAGUCAAAAGGUCGGUAAAGAAGAAGCAGAAAAACAUGCUAGCGCGAGCUAGCCCGGCGGCGCUUCACCUUAAAAUGCAAGCCCGAGAGCAGCAGCAGUUGAACGGCUUGGCAAGCCCCUCAGAGGACCCUGACAGCCACCAGCACGUAGGAAGCCGGCCUGACAAUCCCAGAUCGUCCGUAGACAACUGUGACAACAGCAUUGGCAGCAACGAGGAGGCUCCUGCCGCUAGGAACAAUAGUGAGCACUGCCAACACGAAGGCCACAGCCCCUGUUCCAAAAACGGUAGUCACUCUCCUCAUGGUAACAAUAGCGUGAACGGGAUGCCGGGUUUCACUACAGCUGAGGCGGCCUGCGAAGCGGGGAAAGAGUUGGACCACACGCCGCCCUCUAGACCUUCGAGUGACGAGCAGCCGGACGCUGCUGGGCCCGGCGGUGAGGAGAGCCAGGCUGACCUGCAGCAACCGCCGGCCGAGGAGCUCGCCCGGCUCGACUUGAGCGGCUCCCCCGGGGAGAACCACGGCAUCCGCUAUGUCCGCUACGAGUCUGAACUUCAGAUGCCGUGGAUCAUGAGACUGAUCACCAAGGACUUAUCUGAGCCUUAUUCAAUUUACACGUACAGGUACUUCAUCCACAACUGGCCGCAGCUCUGCUUUCUGGCCAUGGUGGAGCAGGAGUGUGUCGGAGCCAUUGUAUGUAAGCUUGACAUGCAUAAGAAGAUGUUUCGUCGAGGCUACAUUGCCAUGCUGGCCGUGGAUUCGAAACACAGAAGGAAAAGCAUCGGUACUAAUCUGGUGAAAAAGGCCAUCUAUGCCAUGGUGGAGGGCGACUGCGACGAGGUUGUAUUGGAGACUGAGAUCACCAACAAAUCAGCCCUGAAGCUCUACGAAAACUUGGGUUUUGUCAGAGACAAGCGGCUCUUCAGAUACUACCUGAACGGAGUGGAUGCGCUGCGGCUCAAACUGUGGCUCCGCUAGCGGAAAACAGAAGGGACGGGAGGAGGACGGGACAGCAGGUGCUGUUCACCUCGAACACUUAUCAGCUUGACGGCCUCAGCUCUGCCCUGGUCAUUUCACUCUUAUAGUCACACAUACAGACACCUACACACACACUUACACAUAUACCUGUGUCCAAGGAGUAUGCACAUAAGUAUGCAUAAAACAAGCAGACACACCCUCCUUUUAUCCUUGACCUCUGAACAAGCGUUUAGGCAGAAAUGGACUGAAAUCCCACCAGGUGUUACAUGACGGGGGGGUCUCCCGCUGCCUUCUGUGACGAGGGCGGGGCGAGUGAGGGUGACCUCAUUGAAUGGGGGACAUUGCGACCUUGGAAGCUCGGGGGCGCCUGUUCAACCAGGUGUGAGGCAGCUCAAGUGAGGAUGUGCAUCCAGACUCCACCCCCCACCCGCUACAAAAAAAUAACAAAACAAAAAGGACAAGGCACCACACCAAAAUCCUGCAGAACCCGGGACAAAGCAGACUUUUAAAAAACACAAGGAAAAAACUUAAAAAAAAAAAAAAAUCAUCACCACAUGAAACAAGGAAGUGGAGCGGUAAACACAGACUGGGAAGAUAUUUGUGGAGUUCAUUUUUGUUUUGUUUUCUCAUUUUUUAACCUUAUAUGUUGGGCAGGGGGACGGAAAAAGCUAUAGUUUGUGCGUUUGUACCGCCUGGUGUUUUUCAGAAAGCAAGUGGCUUUUUUUUUUUUUUGUCAUUUGCCGUUGGUUUCACUGUGAGCGAGUGAAGAACACGUUUGUAUGACUGCGCGUGCUUGGUAUGUUUUUGUCUCCCCAUCCUGUCCAGCAGGUGCAGCAAACCCCCCCACCCGUUGCUGCUGCUGCUGCUGCUGCUUCCAUCACCUGCCUCAGCCCCCAGGACUGAAGCCUGUAAAGAUAUGCAUGCUUUUUGUUUCAAUGUGAGUGCGGGAAUAAGAGCUUGUCAAUUAACCCAGACUGAGGCCAAUCCCCACCUCCCCAACUCCCUCUCCAAGAAGCCCAUCCUGUGUUUGUGUACGCAUGUUGGCUCUGCGCCAGCUGAUUGAAACAAAUCACUCCAUUAGCACCUCAAACUUUGCCCGACUCGUGGACCUUUUUAAGCUCGGUGUCUUCAUCGUCGAACCCAGACAGGAUGUGGGUGAGGAGUUUUUUCUGUUUGCUUGUUUUUUGCAGAUCAUAACUUAUUCUCCCCCCCCCCCCCCCCCCCCCAAAUGCACUGUCAGCUACUAGAAAAUUCCCUCCUCUCAAAACAAAAAGGAGAAUACAGCAUGUUUAAAAGAGACUCCUCACCGAUGAUGGUGUGGUCUGACCUCUCCUCUCCUCUCCUACUAAUUUGCAAUAUUAGCCUGAAUCUCCUCGUCGUGAGUGCCACUCAAACCUAUCAGCGCCGACAGCCGUGGCCACAGCGAUCUGCCCGCUGAGUGGGCAAACCUCUGCAGCCGCUUCCGGUCCACCAAAGCGCGAGAUCCGAGACAAAGUGUUACGUAUGCUGGAUUCCUGUAUGAGUGUGCCGUGUGCGUGCAAUUGAAAUUAAAAAAAAAAAAGCGAAAAAUUGAGAAGUAUUCUUAGCAGAUCAUAUUUUAUUCUUUUGUUCACUUUUACUUUGUUUCCAUUUGUCUACUUGACACCUGUAUAACCUCAUGCCGCUCUCAAGCGGCCGAGUCCACAAUGCACUUCCCGGGCGCGUUAACUCGAUGCACCGCCAACCUCGCUAUAACAUUCUAAGAUCUCCUUUCCUGCGAACGGAUGCACCCGGGCGGUCCAACGACACACUAAAGCAGCAAAGAAAGCUCGCUUGAACAAAGCUCAGAUGCACUUCUUUGGAAAUUUGCUGCAGUGUGUAUGCGUGAGUAUGAAUGUGUGUCUCCUGCUGUUUUUGACAAUGGUGUGGAUCAUGUUCUGUUAGACCUUUACGUCUCUACUUUCAGAGUCCCCCACCCUGUCCCUGCCCCGUACAGGAAAAUCAGAGCCUCUAAAAGGUGCUGCCAUUUUGUUCUGGCCUUAUAAGGACAACAAGAACUCCUUGUUAGAUACAGGAAGGAACAAAAAAAAGUGGACCCUUAUUUUUCAGGAGUAGGGUUAGUGCUUGGUGUUGUAGCGAAGGCAGAAAGACAGAUUGCAGUGGUUGUUGAUGGGCGAAAAAAACUCUUUUUUUCACAGGUUGCAAAUGCAAGAACAAAUUAUGCAAUUGGGCAUCUGUGUGCUUUUUCUCCACAAUAUUGAAAGUAGAAAGCACCACAGCGGGUUGCCAUGUGGCACUAUUUAAAUUUUUUUUUCAAUCUGCUACACCAGAACAGACACAUGCUUUCAGCAAACAUUCACAGGGAGUUUUAAUGUAUUAGGGAUGGAUACGCUAGCCAACACUAUGCGUCUCUGUUCAUGUUUAGGGUUUAUUCCCCCUUUUCAACCACUGAGCUGAGCUGGUACACCCCAGGAGCCGAGGACUGGAAGGGAGAGUAGAUGUUUACAGAGUCACCACCCACAUAAUGGUCUGUCUAUGUAAGUUUGUGUCUGUAUGCAUUUGGAACAAUGGACAAGUUUUGUUUUUUGUUUUUUCAGAUUUGUAUACGAGUGUUGUUCUAUUCAUUGAAUAUAUUGAAAGCAUGUUUUUUUUUUGUUUGUUUGUUUUUUGUGAGUCAUCUGUUGGGUUUGGGGCGAUUUGUGUUGAUUUAUCUGAUUUGAUUUUUAUUUUUAAUUUCUGUGCUACUUUAACCCCAUCCAGAGAUGAUGUGAAAGUACAAAAACAAUCUAUAGAUCCCCGAACGCCAACUAUUACCUUUGCUGCUCAUCAGACACUGUUUAGAUUUUUAUCAAACUACUUGUGGUUUAUUCUGGAGGUCCCACCCAUCUCCCUCUUUCAACAGAGGUGUUUUCAGUUUUGAAGGAACUGGGUCUUUUUGCCUCAGUCAUGCCAAACUGUCGCGGUUCCAUUAGGGUAUAUAUGGGCAUUAAAGCCUGCCACAGUGGCUGUGUUCAGAUCACGCUCACACACCGAAGGGCUUCGUCAUCAAUAAUCAGUUUGGAGCUGUGCCUUGUGGCGUUGCAUACAUUACCCAGUUUUCUCUCAGAGACUCAGUUUUGCCCUGAAAUGACAUCAGAAACAGUUGUUGUUUUUUUUUCCCCCCUCCCCUCAUCCUGAUCAUCCACUGUGCUGUCAUGACCUCGGGUGACUGAAAUCCUAAAUUUAUAACCCUUAAUUUCUCAGUUGACGUAAGUUCAUUGAUCAGAUAAUUAUUAUUAGUAUUUGUUUUGGCAGUCGAUGUGUGACACAAAACCACACAAGCAAGCAGCUGGUCCACAGGGGCUUUCUGCAGCCUUUCCACUACCAUCUACGAAGUGUGAAAAGAGGAGAGCAAAAGUUUUGUUUUUCUUUUCUUUGCAUGUCUGUUUUUCUCUGUUCCUCUUCCUGUCCCCUAUUGAUUUAUUUUUGAUCUGGAAAUGUCCAAUAGCUUUUAUUUAAUGUGGAAAAAGAACACAGAAAUAAAUUAU
Messenger RNA from Pelmatolapia mariae (spotted tilapia), 4866 nucleotides. It is a transcript of the gene naa30, whose product is annotated as N-alpha-acetyltransferase 30, NatC catalytic subunit. Gene Ontology annotation, biological process: N-terminal peptidyl-methionine acetylation. The transcript is spliced from 4 exons. The record is from RefSeq and is a predicted model, not a curated record. Bases 212 to 1360 code for a protein of 382 amino acids. Gene Ontology annotation, molecular function: protein-N-terminal amino-acid acetyltransferase activity. Lineage: Eukaryota; Metazoa; Chordata; Actinopteri; Cichliformes; Cichlidae. Gene Ontology annotation, cellular component: NatC complex.